ACCACUGCAAGCCUCAUGUACACUAUACCAUAGUGACACAGUGCCAGAGAUCCCGAGCUCCUGAUUCGAUCACAUGAAACCAUUUCCCCCCCUUCAUGCUCCUCAGCCACCGAAUCCAUCAUCCAUCCAUCCAUCGCUUGAACUUCCCAAACAGGCACCACCACACCCCCAUCAAUCAUGUGAACAAGUCUCCCGCGGGGUCUGGCCAGUAUCCAGUGAGUGGUCACUGACCGACCGGGGAACAGAACACCCAAGAAGGCAACCAACCAGCCCCUGAACCCACCAUGCGUCGCGAGAAAACCCAGUUUCGGGGUUUCGAGAAUCGUUCUAG
Molecule: messenger RNA, 331 nt
Organism: Aspergillus heteromorphus CBS 117.55
Lineage: Eukaryota; Fungi; Ascomycota; Eurotiomycetes; Eurotiales; Aspergillaceae
Exons: 2
Coding region: 74-277 (67 amino acids)
Source: RefSeq, a predicted model, not a curated record